AUGCGCUUCACCAUCGCCUCUGUUGUCCUCGCCCUCGCCGGCAGCGCUUUCAGCGCCCCCAUUGUCGCCCGCUCUCUCGUCAACGAGGUUGGCAGCGUCGUCAGCGGCCUUCAGGACAACGUCCCGUCGGCCCAGGUCCAGGUCCAGCUGCAGGGACUCCUCGGCAGCGAGCUCAGCCAGAUUGAGAGUGGCCUCGGUGGUGUUCCUCUGGCCGACAAGCUCUUGAGCCUCUUCCAGUCUGGCGACCUGUCCGGCAGCGCCCUCACUGCCGUCGGCGAGGCCCUUGCCAUGCUUAAGCAGGGAACCCCCCUCGAUGCCGUCAACUCUUACCUCAACGCCGCCACCGGCGGUGUUGUCAGCGACCUCGGCAGCACCCUGGGUCUCGAGGAUCUCGUUGGCCUUCUCAGCGGUGUCCUGGGUAACAUUGGAAACGUCGGCAACCUGGGCAACAUCCUCUAA
Messenger RNA from Purpureocillium lilacinum, 459 nucleotides. RefSeq lists its product as uncharacterized. The record is from RefSeq and is a predicted model, not a curated record. Lineage: Eukaryota; Fungi; Ascomycota; Sordariomycetes; Hypocreales; Ophiocordycipitaceae.